AUGGCACCAUGCAUCAAACCGCAACAAGAAGCACAAGAUCUGCAAGACCCUUUCGAAAAGCUGGUUGCCCCUCAAGCUGCUCCCAGGAAGCACGAAAUAGUGCACAGAGCUGUUAUCGGUUUGGCUUAUGUUCAUUUGGCUGCCAUAUAUGGACUGUAUCUAGCGAUUACUGCUGCUAGAUGGUACACGAUAUUAUUCAGCGCCACCACAGCAGUCGCAGCGGGGAUAGGUGUAACGGCUGGAACGCACAGGCUCUGGUCCCAUCGAGCUUACAAGGCUAAACUGCCGCUGCAGAUCAUUUUAAUGGUGAUGAACAGUUUGGCCUUCCAGCAUUCGGCGAUAUCCUGGAUACGGGAUCACCGAAUGCAUCACAGAUACAGCGACACAGACGCGGACCCGCACAACGCGACAAGAGGUUUAUUCUUUUCACAUAUCGGCUGGUUGCUCGUGAAGAAACAUCCCGAAGUGCUGAGGCGGGGGAAAUACAUUGACAUGUCUGACAUCUACGCCAACCCCGUGCUACGGUUUCAGAAGAAGUACUUAAUUCCCUUCAACUGGACGAUCUGCAUAAUACUUCCUACACUUAUUCCCAUGUACUUCUGGGGGGAGUCGUUCAACGUCGCCUGGCACAUGGUCAUGCUGCGCUACGUGUAUAGCUUAAACGUCGUGUUCCUGGUGAACAGUUUCGCGCAUAUGUGGGGCAACAGGCCCUACGACAAAUCCAUCAGGCCUACGCAGAAUUCGUUGUUGUCCUUCUUAGCGUACGGCGAGGGUUUCCACAACUACCACCACGUGUUCCCGUGGGACUACCGCACGGCGGAGCUGGGCAACAACUGGCUGAACCUCAGCACGCUGUUCAUAGACUUCUUCGCGUGGGUGGGCUGGGCGUACGACCUCAAGACGGUGCCCGAUGACGUCAUCAGCGCGCGGGCCGACCGCACCGGGGAUGGGACGAACAGCUGGGGAUUUAACACAAAAAGUAAUUAA
This is a messenger RNA of Aricia agestis (brown argus), 987 nucleotides long. Its product is annotated as acyl-CoA Delta(11) desaturase-like. Gene Ontology annotation, molecular function: stearoyl-CoA 9-desaturase activity; iron ion binding. The coding region runs from base 1 to 987 and encodes 328 amino acids. Lineage: Eukaryota; Metazoa; Arthropoda; Insecta; Lepidoptera; Lycaenidae. The transcript has 4 exons. Gene Ontology annotation, cellular component: endoplasmic reticulum membrane. Gene Ontology annotation, biological process: unsaturated fatty acid biosynthetic process. The record is from RefSeq and is a predicted model, not a curated record.